Molecule: messenger RNA, 366 nt
Organism: Staurois parvus
Lineage: Eukaryota; Metazoa; Chordata; Amphibia; Anura; Ranidae
Source: the annotation of a GenBank genome assembly
UGACAAAAUGGAACCCACCAGCAGUGUGAGAAGACCUGAAAGUGGCACAUGGCAGAGUGUGGCGAUGGAGACAGCAGCAAUGGGAGGCCGUACAGGGACCCAUGACACACUCUGGACCUGGCAGCAGCAUGAGGAGGCGGUACAGGGGCCCAUGACAGAUUACGGGCCUGGCAGCAGCAUGAGGAGUCGACAGCAAUGGUAGGCCAAACAGCACCCUCAUUGGACAAAAUGGAAACCGACCAAGCAGUGUUGAGGUGAGACCUGAAAGUGGGCAACAUGGGCAGGAGCUGUGGCGAUGGAGGACAGCAGCACAAUGGGAGGGCCGUACAGGGACCCAUGGACACACUCUGGACCUGGGCACGCAGC